AGGAGAGGAAAGACCUGAGAACUCGGUGCGGGGAGGCUGCUCCCUUUGCGGGGGAGCCGUUCCCCGUUCCCCCAGUGAGCUUCCCCAGCCGGAGGGUCUGGGACGGACGGAGGAGGCUGUCUCGCUGUGGAGGGUGGGCCCGGCCUCCGGGGUCUCCUUUCAGAGUCCGUUUCAAAUGGCGUGGGCAGAACUCCUGAGUGUGUGCAGGUGGACGGCGGCCAGGUGCCCCUGGCCACAGAAAAGAGAUGGUGGAUUUCUUAACUAUUUUGGGAGGGACUCCCCAGAGAAGGAAGAGGCUGAGAAGGAGGCCCCCCGGGGCUGGAGCCCCCUCUGGCCUACAGUGCCCCCCCAUCUCCUCUCUGGGGAUCUGAAAUGGGCUCCUCAGCCACCCAGGCAACUUGGCCCCACCACGGGGCCUGGCUGGCCGCCUUCCCUAGGAGUCACGAGAGGACAUUUAGGGGCGUCUUUGAAAAUCACCUCAGUGCAAAGACUGCAGAAGAAACAGCAAAGAGCCAUCCCCCAGCAUUCAGGAUCUCAGAGACCGUGAAGAUGUAGAUAUAGAGGUGGCUGACCGUAGUAGAGAUGGCAGCACCCAACACGGGGCGGUGUGUCAGAGUUUUCCCAUUGGAGGUGCGGGGGACAGAGCCCAGAAGGCCUGGGUCCAGCUGCAGCCGUGUGCCCAUCAGGAGACCGCGGGGUCGGCACUGCCCCUGGCUCUAAGCAGCCCGUGUCCUGGGAAGAGCUUUGUUCUUCCAUCAAUCCCAGUGGGCCUUUCUCCCUUUGUCCUUCCCCUCCUUCAAGGUGAGAGGAAGGACGAAGCUCGGGGCACAGUUGUGGAUGCUGUGCUGGAGCCAUGGGGACAGCUGCCAGCCCAGGCCCACGGCCACUUAGCCAAGAGGCUGAAAUCCAGACGGCUCUGAAACCCCAAAGUUUUAGCCCAAGUUCGACACCAGAAUUCAGUUGGCAGCAAGUCCCGUCCCGCAUGGACGUGAGACUCUUCUCAUCUUUAUUAAUCCUACUUCUGGGAUUAUUUAUAUACACUUCCUGCUGGGAAAUUCUUCAGGCCGCCCCCAGCCACAGCCUCUGUGUCCACCAUUUCCCUGCUCUAAAAUCUGAAGAUCCUUAAUCCUGGCCUGCAUCUGGCUCCUGGGCUGACGGGGAAGGGAUUCUGUGCCUGUUUCCUUGGGCAGGAAAGCUGGAAGGCCACGGCCCAGCCAGGAGUGGGGGGCCUCUGGGCCUGCAGUCACUCCCAUCCCUGGAAGAGGGGUGCCGUUGGGGAGGACACCUUGCCUGGUGAGAGGUGCACUGCUUUGCUCAGCUCCCCUUUCGCUCUCUAGUUAAAAACAGUUACCACCUGGCUGCAUGCUGCAGCCUCUCCUUUGAGGUCAUCCUGUCCACACACAUGUGCUGGGCUCAACCUCCUGCUCUUGGCGUCUAGGGGCAGGCCUGGAGGGUCUCCCCAGGGUGGAAGCACCUGCCAACUCAGCCCUAGGGGCCACCUUCAGACUUAGCGGGGUGCUGUCCAUGAAGGGCCUCUCUGUAUCUGUGCCCCUACACUCCAGAAACCAGGACAGCCGCCCUCCCUUCCCUCAGUCUCGGGGUCCUUGUCCUGGAGCUGUAUUGGACGUCAGUGGGACCCAUUCUGGCCAUUACCCCAGGUCCCCAUUGCAGCAGCUCCUCAUGGGAAAGGCUGGGUGGGAUAGGAAGGGAGUGUGCUGCGUGGCGGCCGUGGGUCGGCCCGGAGUGUGAAGACCCGUGCACGCGGCAGGCACCGAGCUUGCCGACUGCAUGCCCGCGUGGGUGGCCCUCCCGGGCUGCCGGCACCUCCGUCUCCCUGGAGAAGCUGUGCUGCGGCUCCUACCGUGCCAGCUCGCGGUGCGCUGGUGGCGGUGCUCCUCUUCGCCUUGGUAACUGCAAUGCUGGGAGGCUUGAGCUGCUCUAAAAGCAGGGCUGUGGGAUAUGUGGGCUGGGUGUGCGCCGUGGAGAAGCCUGCAGGGGGAGGAUCCCAGCUACAUCUACCUUCCCUGUCUGUCCCCAGGGCGCAGACAAGUGACAGGGAUGGGUUUGUUUUUCAGUGGGGCCAGGAGGGCAGGAGGCCAGGUGACCCAUGGAGAGCCACCCGAGGGGGAAGCUGCCAUGUCUUCAUGGUGCCCACUCUGCCCCCUGAGUUUGGAGUCCUAAAUCUGAGUGUAGACUUGGAGCCUGGUGUGUAGCCCUGAGCCUCUCUGUCCAUCCACCCACAGGAAACCCCAAGCUCAGGCCACCACUGGGCCCCAGGGCCACCAGGUGAGGCAGCAGCCCUCUCCCGAGGUCUCCGUGACAUACCAGAGUCAGGACAGCCCCACCCUGUGCCUAUCUCCGCUGGUGCAGGCUGUGUUCCCCCAGCCCCCGCUAGAUCUGCCUCCCUUGUACAUCCUGACCUGAGGAAGUGAGGGGCCCUCCAGACCCCAGAGUCUGGCAUGAAGCGCACGCCCCCGCACUCUGGCCCUUCCCAUCUGUUCACGGUGGGAAAACGACCGGGGGCUCUCCUAGGUGAGAAAUGGCGUGGGGGUGGGAGCCUGCUUCCUUCUCGCCCCCAGGAGAUGGCAAAGGUGCCUCCAGGUGAGCUUCGUGGCGGGGGCUGCUCCUGGCCUUGCCUUCGUGCCCCCCCACAUGUGCCACCACCCUGAGAUGGGCAAGAGAUGUGGCCCAGGAAGGACGGUGUCUCCUGUGGCCUCAUUCCAGGCAGGCUAGAUGGCAGCUGGGCUGGUCCAAAAAUAAAGCCUCACUAGAGCCCUUUGCGUCCGACCUUCAAGGCAACUGCCAUUUGCAUUUUUAAUUGGCCGGGACUUAAUUUGAUUCCAUCUUAUACUUUGUUACCAAAGUGCCUGCUCCUCCUUAGCCCUGUGCCGGGCCACUCCUGGGGGUCCCGUGGGCGCGGGGUCCUGGGUCUGGAUGGACAGCAGCCCUGGAUGCUGCCUCCAGCUGGCUCCUGCCAGAGUUGGGCCACCACAGUCGUCCAGGACAGAUUGGGGUUGGCAGAAUCUGGUUAGCUAAGGAACGUUUGGUUCAAAGUCCAAAUCUUUGAAAGGCCAGUGUGUAAAACAAGAAGAAAAGUGGUUCUGAUGGAAAGGGAGAGGGCCUCAGCCCCCGACCCCGCUGCUGCUGCCUCCCAAACCCCGGUGGUCCUCAGGGGGCCCAGGACGCACCUGAGGAUAAAGUGUAUGGAGCAGAGUCAAGGCUGGAUGCAGGGAGAGGCAGGGAGAGUGUCCACCUCCCAGCAUCCUUCCCAGUGUUUCUCUGGAAUUGCGGGUUUAAGAUUUGGACCUGCUCAUGCAGCUCCCCGGCUGGACUUAGCCUGAGGCACCAGACCUCUGUGCCCUGCCCCUUGCCUCUCCCUUGGGAAUCCAAGGACUCAAGAGGGCUGGAGCCGGAGAGACAGACAAGCAGAGUAGGCUGCAGGUGAUCUGUGUGGGGCACUGGGAGGGUGCUGCACGGGGUGGGGCUGGUGGCCCGGCCUCAGCUUGACUGUGCCAGACAGGCAGUGUGGAGGGGUGCCUCGAGCCCAGGUCGCAGUCUCUGAGGGAGCAGGAGGCCAAGGGCUGUGGCCCCCACCGUGAGGAGGGGAGGGGCAGUCAGUUGCGUCCUGGGGAGCCAGGCGUGGAGGAGGCCUGGGACUGUGCUCUUCUCUUGGUGGCCUGUGGAGUAGCCCAGCAUAGGGCACCCGCUUGAGGCUGUAUCUGAACUGGGGUCAAAUCUGUCUCUAGGCUUGCUGUGGGGGAGGCCACUGACUCAGGUCCCGGCCCCUCAACUCUCCUGGAGGGCUCGGGCCAGGCUCGGGCCUGGCGACCUGGAGGACAUGUCUGAAGCCACCCCCUUGGAUAGAAAUGAUUCUGAGAAUACAGGGGGGUUAAUCUCAAGGCCCCACCCCUGGGACCAAUCCCCAUCCUGUGUGCAGGAGGACAGGUAUGACAAUCACCACAAACUGGACGGCUUGAAACAACAGACGCCUAUUCUCUCGCAGCUCGGGAGGCCAGGAGCCUGAAAUCAAGGUGUGGGUGGGGCUCGUUCCCCUGGAGGCUCUGAGGGAACCUCCGUCCCUGGCCUGUCUCCAGCUCCGGCGGUGGCUGGAAACCCUGGCCUCCCCUGGCCUGUGGACGCCUCACCCCAAUCUCUGCCUCCUCUGUCCCCAGGCUUCUUCCCUCUUCUCUUCUAAGGACACCAGUCCUUGGGUUUAGGGCCCACCCAAUCCAGUAUGGCCUCAUCUUAACUAAUUACCUCUGCAAAGACCUUAUUCCCAAAUAAGCUCACAUUCUGAGGCUCUGGGUGGAUGUGCAUUUUGGGGGACGCUGUUCAACCCAGUGCAGGUGAGCAGAUGGGGGCCGGGGGGGUGCUGGGGUGCUCUGGGCUCUGGCAGCAUGGUGUGUAUGGGGAGGAGAUGCCUCCCUCAAGCCUGGGCGUCCCCAUGGCCCUGCUGUCUACCCCGAGCUGCUCCGAGGUUGAGCUAAACCACAGAAGCACAUGGCCAUUUGGGGAUCUGGAGCCCACCCUGGGCCUUCCUGGGAGGAGACAGAGAGUAGGAGGCUGUGGGCCCGGGUUUUGGGGCCCUGUCCUCUUCCUGUCCCUGCCCCUUGCCUCCUCCUCACAUUCCUCUUCUCCAAACCGUCUAAUGGGGGAAGCUUCGCCCUCAGAAGCCGACAGGGAGACCUCUUUGGUGAGGGACCCCAGGGGUGGAGACCCGAGGCCGGCCUCCGCGGGCUGGUUGAGGAGGGAGGCUGUUAGCCUGGGAGCUUGGCCCACGCUGGGGGGCUCUGUCCAACCCAGGGCCACCUCCCUCAAAGCCAGGAGGGCUAAGUGGGCACUGAGGCCGGAGGAGGAAGCCAGGUCAGGGCCAGUGGAAGAGGCUGAGGACCUCCCGGGGUUCCCUGUGUCCAGCCAGAGGCUUGGGGACUGGCCAGGCCCCCACCUGCAAGGGCUCCCACAGUGGCCCCCCAUGCCCUGGCCCAGGUGCCCAGAACAGUGCUGCAUCCCCAGGAAGGGACCCAGGCUCAGUGGAAUUAAAUUAAGUCCUGGCCUGUCUGACCGGUGGCUUUGCAUCCCCAGAGCGAUGAAUGACAUCGGCGACUACGUGGGCUCCAACCUGGAGAUCUCCUGGCUCCCCAACCUGGACGGGCUGAUAGCCGGCUACGCCCGCAACUUCCGGCCUGGCAUCGGAGGCCCCCCCGUGAAUGUGGCCCUUGCCCUGGAGGUGGCCAGCAUCGACCACAUCUCAGAGGCCAACAUGGAGUACACCAUGACGGUGUUCCUGCACCAGAGCUGGCGGGACAGCAGGCUCUCCUACAACCACACCAACGAGACCCUGGGUCUGGACAGCCGCUUCGUGGACAAGCUGUGGCUGCCCGACACCUUCAUCGUGAACGCCAAGUCGGCCUGGUUCCACGACGUGACGGUGGAGAACAAGCUCAUCCGGCUGCAGCCCGACGGCGUGAUCCUGUACAGCAUCCGAAUCACCUCCACUGUGGCCUGCGACAUGGACCUGGCCAAAUACCCCAUGGACGAGCAGGAGUGCAUGCUGGACCUGGAGAGCUACGGUUACUCAUCGGAGGACAUCGUCUACUACUGGUCGGAGAGCCAGGAGCACAUCCACGGGCUGGACAAGCUGCAGCUGGCGCAGUUCACCAUCACCAGCUACCGCUUCACCACGGAGCUGAUGAACUUCAAGUCCGCUGGCCAGUUCCCACGGCUCAGCCUGCACUUCCACCUGCGGAGGAACCGCGGCGUGUACAUCAUCCAAUCCUACAUGCCCUCCGUCCUGCUGGUCGCCAUGUCCUGGGUCUCCUUCUGGAUCAGCCAGGCGGCGGUGCCCGCCAGGGUGUCUCUAGGCAUCACCACGGUGCUGACGAUGACCACGCUCAUGGUCAGUGCCCGCUCCUCCCUGCCACGGGCAUCAGCCAUCAAGGCACUGGACGUCUACUUCUGGAUCUGCUAUGUCUUCGUGUUUGCCGCCCUGGUGGAGUACGCCUUUGCUCAUUUCAACGCCGACUACAGGAAGAAGCAGAAGGCCAAGGUCAAGGUCUCCAGGCCGAGGGCAGAGAUGGACGUGAGGAACGCCAUUGUCCUCUUCUCCCUCUCUGCUGCCGGCGUCACGCAGGAGCUGGCCAUCUCCCGCCGGCAGCGCCGCGUCCCGGGGAACCUGAUGGGCUCCUACAGGUCGGUGGGGGUGGAGACAGGGGAGACGAAGAAGGAGGGGGCAGCCCGCUCAGGAGGCCAGGGGGGCAUCCGUGCCCGGCUCAGGCCCAUCGACGCAGACACCAUUGACAUUUACGCCCGCGCUGUGUUCCCUGCGGCGUUUGCGGCCGUCAAUGUCAUCUACUGGGCGGCAUACGCCAUGUGAGCACAGGACUCAGGCCACCCUCGCUUGUCCUGGCGCCCGGCGGCAGCUGCCCAGAAACUUCCUGGGAGAAAGAGCCCUCGGGCUGCCUUCCCCUCUGCGUGUUUCGAAGUGGGAUGACAGUCGGCCACGGAAAACAAGAGGAAGCCUCGGCCUCCCUGAGCUCUGACCCCAGCCUCACCCGAAAGGCCAGCCUGGGGCUCUCCGGCAGGCAGCCCGAGACCUGCACAGAUGAAGGAGCAGAGGUUCUGACCGAGAGGCUGAGCCAGGCCGGGGUCUGGGCCCUUCAGGGAGCCGCGGAUUUUUAUGUUCAGAAAGUGAUCCUGGUUUCUAGGUCUUUGCUCUGCAGGAUCGGGAUCAGAGCGUGGGAGGAGGUGGGGGUGGACGUCCAUCCGGUGAACAGUGAAGGCGUUUGUGAGGUCUUUCUGGUCCCAGCAUGAAAUAAAGCCUUGGCCUGGGGGCCGCUUCAUUCUCCCUCA
Molecule: messenger RNA, 6849 nt
Organism: Homo sapiens (human)
Lineage: Eukaryota; Metazoa; Chordata; Mammalia; Primates; Hominidae
Gene: GABRD
Product: gamma-aminobutyric acid type A receptor subunit delta
Exons: 8
Coding region: 4310-6373 (687 amino acids)
Biological process (GO): regulation of postsynaptic membrane potential; monoatomic ion transport; chemical synaptic transmission
Cellular component (GO): GABA-ergic synapse; axon; plasma membrane
Molecular function (GO): transmembrane signaling receptor activity; extracellular ligand-gated monoatomic ion channel activity; transmitter-gated monoatomic ion channel activity involved in regulation of postsynaptic membrane potential
Source: RefSeq, a predicted model, not a curated record